AUGUUAUCUAGAACCAUUUACCAUCGUUCGUUUUCAAUUCUUUCCCGAUCAAAAGCUAAAAGAAGCUUUACUCCAUCAGACAGUUCAGUCGAAUCCGAUGAAAUAUUAAGUGAAAACAACCCUUGGUCGCCUACCUUGGAAGACGAUCCAGUUUACGUACAAGAAAGAAACAAAUUCCGUAAAACGAAAUUACCACAACAGUAUAGGUUGGCUUAUCUGCCGUUGUAUGAAGCACCAGCAUCAAAAUACGUUUCCAUGUUAAAGAGAUUGACUUUGAGUGUGGGUGUAUUAGGAAUUUAUGGUGCUAAAUUAUUCUACGAAUCGAGUCAGUUUGAUGAUUUGUAUGCCUACGCAACAUUGGCAGCAACAUUCACCCCGUUGGCUUUGGUACAGUACAAGACGAAAGACUAUGUAACAAGAAUAUUUAGGCUAUACGAUAAAACAAAACCCCAAACAUUAGAAAACCUUGUCAGUGAUGAAAAGUUGAUCUUGGAAAAGCUAAAUUUUACUGGCGGAAGCACAUAUAAUGAGUUGUUGACUAUAACAGACAACAAGGACUUGAAACUACUGCCACCAGCAAAACCAUAUUUGCCGUAUUCUACAUGGAGGGACAACACAAGGGACUUUUAUGUGAUGGAUAAUAUCGGAGGAAUAAGAAUGGACAGAAUAUGGGGAUUGAUUGAAAAGAAUAGCCAAGUAAACAAUGGAAGGUCCAAUUGGUAA
Candida dubliniensis CD36 is the source of this 723-nucleotide messenger RNA. RefSeq lists its product as uncharacterized. The coding region runs from base 1 to 723 and encodes 240 amino acids. The transcript has a single exon. NCBI's taxonomy places the organism in Eukaryota, Fungi, Ascomycota, Pichiomycetes, Serinales, Debaryomycetaceae. The record is from RefSeq and is a predicted model, not a curated record.